CGUUGUUGCCAGUUUGCUUUAAGUCUAGUUUUCACAGGUGGGUUUCGUGUCGUCAUAAACGUUGGCAAGAGUUGCUCGGCGAAGCUCACGCGCCUGCUGUCCUGCGUCGCACCGUCCCGUCCUCAGUCGGCGCACUGCGUCAUGGCGACAGCGGAGAAAAAGUUACGCAUUUACUAACCGGAGAGUGGGGAAUAUAUCACCGUGGCAGCCAGCAGAGACACCAUGGUGGAUUACAGUGUGUCAGAUGGAGCUGGAGCCCUUGUUUUAAAGAGAGGCGGCUCUUUUAAAAUGGAGGAGCUGGCUCUUAGUGACUUACUGGAAUGUCCUCUGUGUUUUGAGCCUCUGGAUGCGUCAGCCAAGGUCCUGCCCUGCCAGCACACUUUCUGUAUGUCCUGCCUGCAGAGGCAAGGUGCAGCCCACUCCCAGAUGCUGCACUGCCCCGAGUGUCGUACUCCCGUCCCGUUCAGGACUGUGGAGGAGCUUCCACAAAAUCUCCUGCUAGUGCGGCUGCUGGAGGGGCUCCAGGGUUCACAGGGGCCAAGCAGGGACAGACAGACUGCCCGCUACACAGUGCCCUUGGACAGGGGCGGCUUGACAGCCAGGGAGGGUCAGCAGCAGCCAGAGAGUCAACACAGAGAGAAGCAAGGGCACAAUGAGCUUGGUCUCAGAGCUUUGAUGCGUAACCAACGUGGCGAUUCAUCUGGAGAGCUGGUCCUCAUGCCUGCUAACAGUAUCACCCCGAAACACAAAGUGGAUGAGAACUGGCACCACGGAAACGCUGGUGACGGUAGCGGUGGCUCUGUCACCGGCAGCGCUCUGCAGGCCGUCAGCCAGAUGCCCCAGCUGCAGCCCCUCCAGCAGUCCCAACCUCCGGCACUCUGCAGGGCGCUGCUCGACUUCAACCCUGAAGAGAGGAAUCUGGAAGACAGUAAAUAUUAUCUCAGCUUCCUCAAGGGAGACAUCCUUACUGUCAUCAGACGGGUGGAUGAACACUGGAUUGAAGCCAAGCUCGGGGAGAAAGUUGGAAUUUGCCCUUUGCAGUUUACAGAGCCAAACUCAGUGGCUGCCAAACUGCUAGAGGGAAAGACUCGGAGGGGGAGUGACUCAGCAGAAUUUCACCACCGGACUGGGAGUGGGGGAAAAGACAAGGCCACUGACGUAUCCGGUAGGACCACCCAUUACGGAGUCCCAGCAACGACCAUCAAUGCUUUUCCCGUCUCCAACCAGCGGAAAGAGCCAGCACCCAGCAGCAUCAACUUUUAUCCGUCUACAAAAGGAGAAACAACCAACAUCAGCACCUCCAACAACUUUAGCCGCCAGGGUCAGCCUCACCACCUCUCUGUGUCUCUUGGUGCCCGGGGCCACUCUCAUUCCUCGAGAGUGAACUCUCAGCGAGUAAGACGCCACUCUGACACCACACACAGGCACCUGUUACAGAGUGAGAAGAAGAUGAACAGUGAGACUCCACCCACCAUCUCUAUGGCUCUGGUGAACCCCCAAAUGUCCUCUGCCUCUGCAGACAGCAAAAACUCCUCCACACAGCAGCUCUCCAUCAGUGUGUGUGCCGUCCUGUACUCCUACAAACCACGGCGGCCUGAGGAGCUGGAGCUGAGGAAAGGAGAGAUGGUGGGAGUGUACGGAAAGUUCAAAGAAGGCUGGCUGCGUGGGUUAUCGCUCAGAACGGGCAAAGUUGGCAUUCUGCCCAGCAACUACAUCACGCCUGUGCUCAGAACCUCUGCCAGACUCCUGGAGACAAAAGCAGCUAAUACGUCCUCACAGUACAACACAGUAGCUGGAAAGAAGCCCACAGCUGCCAAGAAUCCUGCUGUGGUCCUUGCUCUUGAUAGGGUAAACUCUGAUGGAGGGAUUUACUCAACAGGACAGGUCCCAUCUGCGCCAAAUGGUAAACCGUCCCUCUAUGGGGGUUCCCAAGGUUGGGACACUGUGAGGCGCAUCUUUAACCCUCAUAGAGGCUCAAACCAUUUCUCCCAUACGUCCAAUCUGAAUGUCCCGUCCAACUCACAGCACUUUGCACAGGUUCAGGCAUCUGGUUAUUCACCUGCCCUGCAAAGGAAGAAAAUCAGCAGCAUCCUGCCCAACUCUGGAAGGCCACGAGGCUGGAUGACUGAGUCAGCAGCACCCUCUGCUGCUGCAGUUUAUAAGGACAGGGACUUCACUGCUUCACAUGAGGCAACAUUUCAGAAUGACAGACAUCCUCCCAAUGGGCCUCACUCAAUUCUUGUCAGACCUGACUCACACAAGAAUAAUACAGACAAGCCAGCCAAGUCAGUGAGGUUCUUUACAGAUGAAGACUCCCCUCCUCCAAGACAACGGACCUAUUCCUGGUCGUCAGAAAAUCAUGCCCCCUCAAACUCCCGUCCUGGCCCCCCUCCAUUAGAAGUAUGGGCCCCAUCACUCACGCUGGGAAGAGAUGGACCAGGGAUCAUUCUCAAAGAAGGAAAAGCUCCUAUUCUCAGGAAAGGCCUUGAAACUGCCGUCUCAGAUCUAAAUUCUAACCAUCAGAAACCAAUACUGUCACAGCCUUCACUAUCAGCUGUGUCAGCUCAGUUCAGCCCCAGCAGACACAGAGUGAAAACAACACAUUUAGCCCAGAUGGACUCAGAGCUAAGUCUGCUUCAAGGAGAGCUCGUCCUCGUCCACAGACCUCGACCUGAUGGACGAGUCCUGGUUACUCAGGAGAGCAGUGGGCAGACAGGCUUAUUCCACAGCAGUGUUCUUCAAGCCCUUGAGAGGCUAAGCUGACUGUGUAGUACUACUCUAGUAGUGUAUAUUUCUAUAUUCUAUGUGAUUAAACUGCCAAAUGACUUGACUGACCUGCUGAACAACAAGAUGUGUGUUGAGGUCCAAAGGUUGAUACUGCCAUUGACAAUCCUUUGAAGGAAGUGUUUAUUUUUUGUCCUGAGUGCAUAUGAGAGUGUGGUUAAAUUCCCCAGAGAUAUAUUAUGUGUUCUUCAACCUAUGUGCAUGUUUGUUACACAUGUACUAUUAUAACAUUUUGCACAAAAUCCCACCUAAUGACUGUUCCUUGUUUCCAUGUUACACGCAUUGGUCAGUGCCUUUGUCAAAACCCACAAAGAAACAAACUAUAUUUAAAUAUAUUUAGAGAAAUUAUGAGGUAAAAUAUAUGUACUGCUUAUGUGGUAAUAAACUAUACUUCCAGAA
Centropristis striata (black sea bass) is the source of this 3183-nucleotide messenger RNA. It is a transcript of the gene sh3rf2, whose product is annotated as SH3 domain containing ring finger 2. The coding region runs from base 223 to 2763 and encodes 846 amino acids. Gene Ontology annotation, molecular function: ubiquitin protein ligase activity; protein binding. Gene Ontology annotation, biological process: positive regulation of proteasomal ubiquitin-dependent protein catabolic process; positive regulation of JNK cascade; protein ubiquitination. NCBI's taxonomy places the organism in Eukaryota, Metazoa, Chordata, Actinopteri, Perciformes, Serranidae. The transcript has 11 exons. The record is from RefSeq and is a predicted model, not a curated record.